Molecule: messenger RNA, 1014 nt
Organism: Rhizoctonia solani
Lineage: Eukaryota; Fungi; Basidiomycota; Agaricomycetes; Cantharellales; Ceratobasidiaceae
Product: The BTB (BR-C, ttk and bab)/POZ (Pox virus and Zinc finger) domain
Exons: 2
Coding region: 1-1014 (337 amino acids)
Source: RefSeq, a predicted model, not a curated record
AUGCUUCACUUCGUUGACUCCGACGAUGAUCGGACUCCCCGUGCUUCUACAUUUGCCCCUAGCAGCCAGCGAUUGAAUUACUCCCCUGCUGCCAGUGUCGAAUUGGGUUUGGCCCCAUAUCCACCCCCCAGUCGUGAUCUACCUCCCGUGUCCACCCUCCCGGACUCGGUUAAUGUGGCGCGUCUGUUCCCACCGUUUGAGGGCUGUGAUGUUGUUCUACUGGCCACCAAAACUCUCCCCCACCUCGCGUUUUACGUAGAUCGCAAAACUAUAUACACCCGAUGUGCCUACCUCAAACGCAAUAUUUCUGAACUGGGUUUUACCCCUGCCGGUGUCGAUGUUAUAUAUUGGGAGGAAGACGCGGAUACUCUGGAUGCGAUGCUCCGAUUCGUGUACCCUGAUCGACCCAAGCCAAAAGUCGAAAGUGUACCUCACUUGCGGUUUUUGCUUGAGACUGCGAGGAGUUAUGGCAUUGGGACGGCAACGCAUGUACUCUGUACCACUGUGCUUCUCGACUUUGCGACAAAGGAUCCCCUUUCUGUAUUUGCCAUUGCGUGCGAAUUCGGUCUGACCAACGAGGCUGCGUUAAUCUCGAAGGAGACUUUGAAAGUCGAUUUCAUGAUGGACCAGAAGAGCUCUGAGUUGGGUCGUGUGAGCCUCAGCUAUUACCACCGACUACAUCGCCUACAUAGAUUGCGUGCAGCAAAAGCGAUUGAUAUCAUAAACCUCAUUAACACAGAGAAUCCCAUGGACGAACCUGACCCUCCUUAUUGCGAAGGCUGUGGUACGAACGCUAUCUGGUGGCAAAUCUUCGUUGAAUACGCAGGUAUCGAACUGAAGCGCCGACCUGUGACAGACACAAUAUUUUCAACGGCAUUCCUCGCUAGAUGUGUACGGUCCUCCCGCGGUAUCUGUGGAAAAUGCAUCGAUAGCUAUAUGCACGCUCAUAGCCAAAGUCUUUUGACUCGUUUGAAGGAAGAUAUUGAUGCUCUUCCAGCCUAUAUCUCCGCCUGA